This is a messenger RNA of Archocentrus centrarchus (flier cichlid), 2538 nucleotides long. It is a transcript of the gene dda1, whose product is annotated as DET1 and DDB1 associated 1. The transcript is spliced from 5 exons. NCBI's taxonomy places the organism in Eukaryota, Metazoa, Chordata, Actinopteri, Cichliformes, Cichlidae. Bases 314 to 622 code for a protein of 102 amino acids. Gene Ontology annotation, cellular component: Cul4-RING E3 ubiquitin ligase complex. The record is from RefSeq and is a predicted model, not a curated record. Gene Ontology annotation, biological process: positive regulation of proteasomal ubiquitin-dependent protein catabolic process.
CAGAGCAUCGCUGCCAUCAUGCUAGCUGAAGAAGUCCUGUGUAAGCUUUGCGAACUCAUGUAUUGAGCGAUUUUGAAUUUUUUUUUUUUUUUUUUUUAAUGUGUGGUGUCAUUUUUUUUAUAGUCACUGGAAAGUAAAAUGGAAACAGCAACUUGCGUGUGAGGGCGGCAAUUUUCCUUUCAAAUAGGACUACAUAGGACAGCUGUCUCGGUUUACUAGCCUGUAAGCUAGCGCGGCCAUCACGACCAGCGCAACAGACACCAAGACAAGUCCACAGGUCGGCGUUUUGGGGUUGGACAUUUCCGCCACUAUCAUGGAGAAGGCUGAUUUCUUGAAAGGUCUUCCUGUCUACAAUAAGAGCAACUUCAGCAGGUUUCAUGCGGAUUCUGUUUGUAAAGCAUCUAAUCGCAGACCCUCUGUGUACCUUCCAACACGUGAAUACCCUUCUGAACAGAUCAUUGUAACAGAAAAAACCAACAUCCUCCUGCGUUACCUCCACCAGCAGUGGGACAAAAAGAAUGCAGCAAAGAAAAGGGAACAGGAACAAGCUGAGGGUGACAGCCCAGCACCCCCAAGGAAGAUCGCCAGGACAGAUAGCCAAGAGAUGAAUGAGGACUCAUAAGUGUGUGUCUGAUUGUGUGUAUGCGUGUGUACAUGUGUUUGUGUCAACAGGGUACAGCCAAUAUAAGCAAAACCAUAGGAUAAUCCCUCCUGAAUACAGACUUCCUGGUUUUUCCAAACUACAGCAGGAUGUGUUUCCUGUCAUGAAACUAAUGAGAGAAUUCCGGGAAAUUCCCAUAAACAAAGCUGCCACUUAUGGUGUAUGAAAAUAAAGUUGGCAGAAAUUAUCUCAAGUCGCUGUUAGUGACUGAAAGAAGAGCUGUAGUCAUGGAGGGGAAAUCAUUACUGGUGUUUUAAUUAUGUUGGCUAUUCCCUAUGUGGGCUAGUACACAUGUAUAUAUUUGUAUGCGUGCUGAGCUGUGAGUGUGGACCGUGUGUUGUGCUGUAUGUGUGAGUGGAUAGUCGAAAAAGUGAGUAGAAUAAAGAUGAGAUGGACUGGACAGAUAAUGUCAGACACUAAUCUUAAAAAUGUAACUGGUACAAGACUUGUGUAGCCUUUCUGUCAUCUGGACAGUCUGUUCUGAUUUGUGUGAAUAUUUUGUUACUGUUUUAAUUUUAUUUUAUUGGGGGUUUUUUUUGGUGUUUUUUUUUUGUUUGUUUGUUUGUUUGUUUGUAUAUGGCAAUGAGCUUCCUGCCAGCCACAGUGCCCACCAUCUCAGUUUCACUGCCCACUCUGCAACCACACGGGGGCAUUGCAACUUCUUUUCCACACUGUUUGAAUCGACAGAACCAAGAAUGCACUGUGAAGAACAGCACAAAGUAGAAGCAACUCUUCCAGGAUCCCCCUCCUUUUUAAAUGUGUGUUGUUGGUUUUUCUUUUUGGUGAAUAUUAAUAUCUGCAUUCUAUCCUGGGACUUGUGCUUGUAGGAUUAACGUUGUGUUGGUGUGCCUGAGAAGUAGUAUUACAUUUAGCACCUCCCUCUGCCUAAUCGAGUCUAGUGAGAAGGGGAUUUUCUCUAAGUUUUAGCAGAUCUUUCAUCAAAAGAUGUAAAGGAAAAAGGAGGAACUGUUAUGUCUUAAUAGGAAAAUAUAAAAUGUGAGAUUUCAUUUUUAGUCGCACAACUUGGUAACAGCACAGAUACUAAGGAGAAAUAUCUAUAGUAAUGUGUGGAAAAGGGAAAAGAAUGCAUAAUGUGUGUAAAUAAUUACCAGUAGCUUAUACAAUUUAGUAUCUUUGUGUCUGCCUUUUUGUAAAAGAAUACAGAAUAAAGUAGAAAAAAAACCCCAGUGGAUGUUACCUUGCCUUGCAUGUUAAUGUUUCAGUGGCUGGGUGUUAUAAUCCUGGACCAGAAAUAAAGCAUAAGGGGUGUUAGGGUUUUUGGUGUUAUCUUGUGUGGAAGGUAUUAGCCGAGAGGCCUUAAAACGUGUCACGAUUCGGAUCCUUUUGCUCCCCCAGCUCAGGGCCCAGGUUAGCGGUACUGUUUGCCUCUUCUUUGUGACAGCCCUGGAUGCUUUUUCUUCUUUCCACCUUGACUGAGAGCUGCUUUUAUGAACACCAGGGGUGGUGGUGGUUGAGGAAGUAUUAUAGUUUCAGCCAUAGAAUGCACAAUAAGCAUGCACAGCAAAGUGCAGCCGCCAUCCUUUCUUGUUCCUGAGAUUCAGUUUGUAUUGGUAUCAUAAACUGUACAACACUGAAUAAAGCUUUUUUUUUUUUUUCCUUUUAAAAAAUCAUUUUUAUCACUGCCCAGCAGUCACAUCAAAGCCUCCUCGCCUCCCUGUUUUAAUCUGUCAACACUGCGAUGUGGUCAGUCAUCUUCCUACCUACAGUGUAAAUACCCUUUCUGUUAUUUAAAGUAUGAAAACCACAUUCUGCUUCUGCUCAGAUAGACUGUUCUACGAACACCCUAAGCCUUGUCCCACGUGUUAGAUCAGAUAUGUUCUUUUUAGCUUUGCUGAAAUAAAACUGGAUUAAAACUG